UGUUUUAACGAUUUUGUUGUAAUCAUACAGCUAAAUCAUGAGCAGUGAGAUUUUUUGAUACGGUUAUAACCCUGUUAGCAGAGCAUCAGUUUUUCCCAAGACAUUUUGUGAAGCAACUAGCAAACAUUAGCCUGUCAGGUAGCUAGGGUGCCUCUUGCUAAAUGCUACAGAGAAUCAGCUAUCAGAGUCUGCAACGUUAGCAGUGUCUUUGUUGUUUGUUUACAUUGUUGACGUUCCAUUUUAAACGAGUUACCUCGGUACACAACUAAUUUGAUUUUUACUUAACUACGGACGGUACAGUACGUGCCUGAAGAAGGUCAUAACUACCACACAACACAACCUCUACAGAAUCGAAGUGUAGCCUGUGGCUGAAUGAAAGAUGGCGACUGAGAAGGUGGGAAACGGAACUGGAGUAGCUUAUGAUGAGAAGGAGGACGACGAUGUCAGGCCAGAUGACCUGUCUGAGCUGCUGGGUGCCGGCACCAAGGAUAUCCAUGAGAAAGCAGAGAACAACCAGUUUGUCAAAGAUUUCCUGAGAGGCCGGAUCCGCAAGGAGCUCUUCAAGCUUGGGGCGGUUGCCUUGUAUUUCACCUACACAGCCCUGGAAGAGGAGAUCGAGAGGAACAAAGACCAUCCCCAGUUUGCUCCACUCUACUUCCCCACGGAGCUUCACCGGCAUGACGCCUUGGCCAGGGAUCUGGAGUACUUCUAUGGUCCAGACUGGGAGAACGUGGUCACCUGCUCCCCUGGCGCCCAGCACUAUGUGGACCGCAUCCACGAGGUGGGCCAGUCAGACCCCGCUCUGCUGGUGGCCCACUCAUAUACCCGCUACAUGGGCGACCUGUCAGGUGGGCAGGUGCUGAAGAAGGUGGCACAGCGGGCGUUGAAGUUGCCAGCCACGGGGGAAGGUCUGGAGUUCUACCACUUUGAAGGGAUCCACAGUGCCAAGGCCUUCAAACAGCUGUAUCGUAGCCGGAUGAAUGAGCUUGAACUAGAUGCUGCUACCAAGGAGAAGAUAGUGCAGGAGGCUGUUAAUGCCUUCCACUUCAACAUUGAGGUGUUUGAGGAGCUGGCAGAAAUUGGGAAAACUUUGAAGGAUGAGGUGAUGGACGCAGGCAUGGGAGUUCACGGAGAUAUGGAUGGAGACAUAAAUAAAUGCCCCUACUUUGCUGCUAAAAUGGCGGCCAGUGGUGGGUCAGCGUAUGCCUGUCAGAUGGCCAUGUCCGUCCUCCGACAUCCCACCGGCCAGGUCCUACUGGCGGCCUGGGUUGCUGCUUUGGCCGGAUUGGCAGCCUGGUACCUCAUGUAAUCCCAUCUACACCAAGUAGGAAUGCUGCAGGGAAUUGGGAGAAGAGUUUUUCAAUGAAGGUUGCGGAAGGGCAGGAAGAGUAGGGGCUGGCAGCUCGGUUGAGAUGAAAUCCCCCCCACACCCCUUUAUGGAUGACUUCCUCUCCUCCAGAUCAUCUCUUGCUCUUCUCCAAGUCCUUUAGUUGCCCUGAGGUCCGUCCUGUGAACUUGCAUCAUUGAGUGUGCUAUUCUGCCCUACCACUCUUAUUAUCUCCCCGUGUCGACAUGGAGGAUGCUCAUUGUACUCUUGCCACAAAUCACAGUGUUGUAUACGGUUAAACAAACAAACAAACAACAACAACAACAACAACAACAACAACAACAACAAAACAAUCUCGGGUGGAUAAUGGAUUGUUGUCUGGCCAGAAGUGGCAGGUAAAUGGAUGUAAAACAUCAUUACUGAGAAUGACAACGGACAAAGUGAUGGGUUGAAAUUUGCUGUAAUGUAAAUACACACAACACAAAUAUGAUAUUGGUUUGUGAGCUGGCUAUUGAAGAGGGAUGGUGUUUGAUGGUCUUAUGUUCCCUGAAACCCUAUAUCAAUUUGAGUUAAGUUAAGAAUCAUUUUUAGACAGGCAGUAUCACUAGUCAUCUGCAACAAGUAGAUGAAGGCCUCAUCCCUCCCUGCAAAGCUGCAGGAUUACUCUUGUAGUAUCAGUCACUCCAAGGCUCUUACUCUGUUGUGGGAGUCAAGCGUCCCUUCCCCACAACUCAGUUAAGUCGGUUACCUUCUUAAUUAAUUGAAGCAAUGUCUGUAUUCCUUACGUUGUCAUUUGAUAACAUGUUAAAUUUAUUGACCAAUGGUUGGUCUAUUGGUUUAAACCCCUGACUCUAUGCCAAAACGAUACCUCAUAUAAGAUUAAUGAAAUUAACUUUGCAUUGUUGGUGGUUUUAUACCUACUAAUUAGAUACGAAGGUCACUUGAAUGCAAAUAUAUAUUGGUAUGCGGUUAAUAACGGGCCCCAGCACAAUAAAGUAAGAUACUGCCAUACAUUAGUGAAGUACUUAACUAGAUAACCAUUCAGUAGUCCUGCCAGGCAGUUGCAUAGACAAGUAGAAUGUGUGGCUUGAAACACUGCUAAGGCUAUGGUUGGCUUUUAUGUCUUAACUACAGCAGUUAAUAGUCUGUAGGUGGGGUCUUUGCCUUAGCAAUAAUUUUUGUGAAUGAUUUUGAAGGUGCAGCACUAGCUGCUAAGAAUACCACUUGCCAUGUAGUAUGGCAUUAGUGAGGGUAUUUUAGAUACAAAUUUAGAUUACAGUAAGUCCCUGUUUCUUUAAUUUCAGUCCUUAGGCCAAGUUGUGAAACAGCAUUGCAUUUUUCAUUGGUUCAAAGCUUUGGUAUCAUAGCGUGUUGUGUGCACAUCGGUUACUUAACGCUAGCGCAGUAUCAUAUAAUUUUGGGAACAGUGUGGACCGUCCAAGGCUGGAUAGAGCCCCAUGAACCCCAUCAGUAUUAAAUAUUGCAAUUCAUCAAGACUGAAGAAUGCUUGUAUCACAGUCAGCUUCAUAACAAACGGUGGUUUGUGAAAAAACAUUUUGUUUGCCUCCAUCGCACAGGCAAACAAAUUAUGCACACAAGUAAAACCACAUUCCCUAGUGGCACCGCAUUAUUGUCAGAUUGAAACAAUUUACAUAUGACCUGCUGUAUGUGUGCCUGCUUGAGAACGGUUGAGCUGCUGUUCAAUAAUCUAAUCCAUCCAAAUUGUGCAAUCUAUCCAGCAUCAUCAGUGACAGUUAAUGCCAGUUUAAUGUUAGCUAACAGUUAGCUAACGGUAUAGUUGUGAAAUAAACUGUGCUAAGAGUCCAA
Messenger RNA from Sardina pilchardus (European sardine), 3154 nucleotides. It is a transcript of the gene hmox2b, whose product is annotated as heme oxygenase 2b. The coding region runs from base 380 to 1309 and encodes 309 amino acids. Gene Ontology annotation, biological process: heme oxidation; heme catabolic process; response to oxidative stress. Gene Ontology annotation, molecular function: heme binding; heme oxygenase (decyclizing) activity. The transcript is spliced from 7 exons. The record is from RefSeq and is a predicted model, not a curated record. NCBI's taxonomy places the organism in Eukaryota, Metazoa, Chordata, Actinopteri, Clupeiformes, Clupeidae.